CUCAUAACGUAUUGCGCGUUUGAUAAGCGAUUGACAAUAUAUCACUCGUGAGUAGCGUGCGAGCACGAAGCGCAAAAUUUAGUUCGGCAGCAGCAGCAGCAGCAGUCGUCGAAUCGAUAAAAAUUUUCUCUGGUGCCCGAUUAGAGAGAGAGAGAGAAAAGCGCCGAGACAGUGAGAGUAUAACAAGAGAUUGCAAUAAAUAAACACGUUGUGCGUAUCGUAGCAUUUUUCUUUAUAAUAACUGGACUUUAACCGAGAAUCGAGGCAGUCCGUUACGCACGUUUGGGGCGGAUUUAUCGAGUUGAGCUCGUCGCCGUCGUCGCUCGCCUCUCUCGUGUGCCGCUAAAACAAAACACUGUCAAUACAGUCACAGCAGCAGCCGUCGUCGCAACACGCGCAAACGUAAAUAUACGAAGUAGUUUCGAGACAUUUUCUGACAAAAAAAAAAAAAAAUAAAAAUUCUCUCGCGCCGAGGGUGACCAAAAAAAAUGCAACGUUAAAUCAAUUUUAUAGUUCGUACACAAGUUUUUCAUUUUACUUCACACAACAACACCAUGUUCAAGACUUUGGCCAGACGCACGGUGGUGGUGACGCUCGGCUGCAACGAAAGCCAUGUGAAAUCGCUGCUCGGUAUCGCGACGCGCAGAGGAGCCCAACUGCAGCGGCAGCAGCCCAGGCGCAACUUGAACAUCCACGAGAAUCAGGCGUACACGCUGCUGAGAUCGGCAUGCAUACCGACGCCCGAGUUCGGCGUGGCCAAGACGCCCGAGGAGGCCUACGAGAUCGCCAAGGAGCUGGGCGCCGGCGACGACCUCGUGCUCAAGGCCCAGGUGCUCGCGGGCGGACGCGGCAAGGGCCGCUUCAAGGGCAGCAGCGUCAGCGGAGUGGUCAUGUGCGAGACGCCCGAAGAGGCUAAAGAUAUAUCGAGCAAGAUGCUGGGCAAGAUGCUGGUGACGAAGCAGACAGGCGAAGCGGGCAGGAUAUGCAACUCCGUGAUGGUGACGACUCGCUCGUACGCGCGCAAGGAGCUCUACGUGUCGGUCAUGAUGGAGCGCGCCUACGGCGGUCCGGUGGUGAUAGCGUCGAGCCAGGGCGGCGUCAACAUCGAGGACGUCGCCGCGACGAACCCGGAGGCGAUCAGCUACACGCCAGUCGAUCCCAAUUGCGGCCUGCAGCGCGAGCAAGCCGAUCGCAUCGCCUGCAAGCUCGGCGUGCGCGAUCCCGAGAUCGUCAGCGACAUCAUCAUGAAGCUCUACCGGUUGUUCGUCGAGAAAGACGCCGUGCUGCUCGAGAUCAAUCCGCUGGUGCAGGACAUUUGCGGCAAAUAUUUCGCGCUCGACUGCAAGUGCAACUUCGACGACAGCGCCGAGUUCCGGCAGAAGGAGCUGCACGGCAUGCGCGACUGGAGCCAGUCCAGUCCCGCGGAGGAGCAGGCCGAGAAGCACUCGCUCAACUACAUACCCAUGGACGGCAACAUCGGCUGCAUGGUGAACGGUGCGGGCCUCGCCAUGGCCACCAUGGACAUCAUCAAGCUCAAGGGCGGCGAGCCCGCCAACUUCCUGGACAUCGGCGGCAGCCCCAGCGCCGAGGCCAUCGCCGAGGCCAUGAAGAUCAUCUGCUCGGACGCGAGGGUCGCCGUGGUGUUCGUCAACAUAUUCGCCGGCAUCAAUCGUUGCGACCUCGUGGCCGAGGGCGUGAUCGCCGCCUUCAAGAAGCACGAUUUCAAAGUGCCCGCGGUGGUUCGACUGCAGGGCACCAAUGCGGACAAAGGCAGGCAGAUGCUGCGCGAGGCGAAGCUCAAAAUCAUACCGAUCGAGGGCGACAUGGCGGAAGCGGCCGAGACGAGCGUCAAAGUCGCCGAGAUCUGUCGUCUGGCUCGCGACCUGAAUCUCAAUGUCGAGAUCACUCCCAAGGCCACGUCAACGACGACGACGACGACGACGACUACCAAGUAUAUGCAUAUAAUAAGCAAAUCGGUCGAGGUGCUGGCGUUGCAGCGCGAUCCGCGAGCCGCGUUAGUCGUGUCGUCGCGCAUUCUUCGCCACGACGAACCGAGAGAAGCAAUUGUGGAGAAGAGAACACAGCGCGCGGCCACCAUGUUGUCACGGACGAUCAACUUAGCCGAGGCUCUGGGACGCAUCAACGGCACCAAGAUCUUGGCGUCGUGCGCCACAGGGGCCCAGCACGGCCUGCAGGGCGCGCAGCAGCGGCGCAAUCUCAACGUGCACGAGCACAUCAGCUACAGCGUGCUCAAUGAGGCCGGCAUACCGACGCCCAAGUUCGGCGUCGCCAAGACGCCCGACGAGGCGCACAAGAUCGCCAGCGAUCUCAAGACCAAGGACAUCGUGCUCAAGGCCCAGGUCUUGGCCGGCGGUCGCGGCAAGGGCGCGUUCAAGGGCACCAAUGUCAGCGGCGUCAAGAUGUGCGAGACGCCCGAGGAGGCGAAACACCUGGCCAGCCAGAUGCUGGGCAAGCUGCUGGUGACCAAACAGACCGGCGAGGCCGGCAGGAUAUGCAAUUCCGUGAUGGUGACGCAGCGCAUGUUCCCGCGCAAGGAGUACUAUCUCGCCGUGAUGAUGGAGCGCGCCUUCGGCGGGCCCGUGAUCAUCGCCUCGAGUCAGGGUGGCGUCAACAUCGAGGAGGUCGCCGCGACCAAUCCCCAGGCCAUCAUGUACGAGCCCAUCGACAUCAACAAGGGCAUCACCAAGCAGCAGGCCGAGGCGAUCGCCGUCAAGCUCGGCUUGGAGGGCGUCAAGGACUACAUCGCCGAGAUGAUCCUCAACAUGUACGCCUUCUUCGUGAAGAAGGACGCGCUGCUGCUCGAGAUCAAUCCCCUGGCCGAGGACAUCAAUGGAAAAUACUUUGCGCUCGACUGUAAGUGCCGGUUCGACGACAACGCCGAGUUCCGCCAGAAGGAGCUAUUCGCGAAGCGCGACUGGACCCAGGAGGAUCCCAAGGAGGUCGAGGCGGCCAAGUUCGAGCUCAACUACAUCGCCCUCGACGGCAACAUCGGCUGCAUGGUGAACGGCGCCGGCCUCGCCAUGGCCACCAUGGACAUCAUCAAGCUGCACGGUGGCGAGCCGGCCAAUUUCCUCGACGUGGGCGGCGGCGCCACCGCCCAAGCCGUCAAAGAGGCCUUCAAAAUCAUCACCUCGGAUCCACGGGUUCACGCGCUGUUGGUCAACAUUUUCGGUGGUAUUAUGAGGUGUGACGUCAUCGCCGAGGGUAUCAUUGCGGCCACAAAAGAGCUUGACCUCAAAAUUCCCGUUGUUGUUAGACUGCAGGGAACAAACGUAGACGAAGCCAAAGCCCUCAUCGCCAACGCCGGCCUGAAAAUCGUGCCCGUCGACGACCUCGACGAAGCAGCCCGCAUCGCCGUCAAACUGUCAACGAUCGUCAAACUCGCCCAAUCGGCAAAUCUCAACGUUAACUUUGAGUUACCUCAGAUCUCCUAAGCUGUGUCUCUGAACUCUUUUUUUUUUUUAGCUAGGCUAUUAUAUUUGUGAAAAUAUACAAAGAGAGCGAGCAUGCGUCGUUCCGACGAGUAACGCGCGAAAAUGAAUCCUACGUAAUUCGUUAUUUAUAU
Trichogramma pretiosum is the source of this 3586-nucleotide messenger RNA. RefSeq lists its product as uncharacterized. The transcript has 13 exons. Gene Ontology annotation, cellular component: mitochondrion; succinate-CoA ligase complex. Bases 555 to 3455 code for a protein of 966 amino acids. Gene Ontology annotation, molecular function: ATP binding; succinate-CoA ligase (ADP-forming) activity; metal ion binding. The record is from RefSeq and is a predicted model, not a curated record. Lineage: Eukaryota; Metazoa; Arthropoda; Insecta; Hymenoptera; Trichogrammatidae. Gene Ontology annotation, biological process: succinyl-CoA metabolic process; tricarboxylic acid cycle.